ACUGGACACUGUUAUCGUGUACAACCAAGACAAAACUGCAUUGAAAGGCACCCCCUUGGGCUGCUUCCGCCUGCUGGUGUGCGGCAGAACUUGGCAAGAUGGGAGACUCAAAGGGACCCGCUUUCUCAUCGGCGCUCAUGGCAGGUGCAUGCUCUGGCCUGUCUGUCGAUCUGCUUUUCUACCCGAUCGACACCAUCAAGACGCGUCUGCAAGCGUCGCAAGGCUUCCUCGCAGCUGGUGGCUUUUCCGGUAUCUACAAAGGACUUGGUAGCGUAGCAGUCGGCAGCGCACCCGGCGCAGCGACCUUCUUCGUGACAUAUGAGACACUCAAGCCUGUUCUUCGUGACAUGUUCCCAUCCGUCUUUCGGGUGCCUUCAGCAAUAUCUGGCAACGAUGGGAGCAUCAUGGGCCGAUGGGCAGCACCUAUUUUGCAUAUGGCUUCGGCAAGCAUGGCUGAGACAGCAGCUUGCCUGAUAAGGGUACCGACGGAAGUGAUCAAAUCGCGUCAGCAGACACUUUCGUACGGGUCGACCGUAUCUACUUGGGAGGCUUUCCGAACCGUCGGGCGCGAAUCAGGACUGAGAGGAUAUUAUCGCGGCUUUGCAAGCACAGUUGGCCGCGAGAUCCCUUUCACCUGCAUUCAAUUUCCACUCUACGAGAGCUUCAAACUACACUUUACCAACCGUCGGCGAGGACGGCGGCGAUACGAACAGAAUCCUAUGCAAAAUCAAGAUUCACGUGGAGACCUGACAGGCUUCGAGGUUGCCCUUUCUGGAAGCGCGGCUGGAGCAAUUGCGGCAGCACUGACAACGCCGCUUGACGUCGCCAAGACAAGGAUCAUGUUGCACAAGCAGGAUACUACUUCAGCAACGUCCCAUCCGCUUGCAGAUGUGAACAAAAAGAUCGUUCCUACACUAAAGCACAUCAUGAAAAUUGAAGGUCCAGGCGCAUUGUUCAGAGGUAUCGUCCCACGGACGCUCUGGAUCGGCCUGGGUGGCGCUGUGUUCUUGGGCACGUUCGAGCUUGGCCUUUCCGUAUUAGAGCCUCCGUCUGAUCGGCCCGACCAUCUAUGAGGCAUGGCAGGGCAGGGCAAUCCUCGCGACGCUUUCGAUUGAGUAAUAGACAUGCAUGUAUAGUAGAUCAAACUUGCUAGUUUCCAUCCAUAAAAAGCUCACGAAAUAAAGCCGAUGCUGGGAGGGUGUGUGUACAUUGAAGGAUACCAGGUACUGAUUGGUAACCAAAAU
This is a messenger RNA of Tilletiaria anomala UBC 951, 1244 nucleotides long. RefSeq names its product mitochondrial carrier. Gene Ontology annotation, molecular function: S-adenosyl-L-methionine transmembrane transporter activity. Bases 99 to 1073 code for a protein of 324 amino acids. The transcript is spliced from 5 exons. NCBI's taxonomy places the organism in Eukaryota, Fungi, Basidiomycota, Exobasidiomycetes, Georgefischeriales, Tilletiariaceae. The record is from RefSeq and is a predicted model, not a curated record. Gene Ontology annotation, cellular component: mitochondrial inner membrane.